AUCUGUUGCAGAAGCCACAGAGGUUGAUCUCAACAUGAGAGUUGGAUUGCAUACAGGCAGGGUGCUUUGUGGAGUCCUGGGGCUCCGAAAAUGGCAAUAUGAUGUCUGGUCAAAUGAUGUGACUUUAGCUAAUGUAAUGGAAGCUGGAGGACUGCCUGGGAAAGUUCAUAUUACAAAGGCCACCUUAGAGUGCCUAAAUGGGGACUACGAGGUAGAACCAGGAUAUGGUCAUGAAAGGAAUAGUUUCUUGAAGAAGCAUAAUAUUGAAACAUAUUUUAUUGUGCCAUCCCAUCGUAGGAAGAUAUUUCCUGGACUGAUUCUGUCAGACAUUAAGCCUGCCAAAAGAAUGAAGUUUAAGACAGUCUGCUAUCUGCUCGUUCAGCUCAUGCACUGUCGUAAGAUGUUCAAAGCAGAGAUCCCUUUCUCCAACGUCAUGACGUGUGAGGAUGAUGAUAAGAGGAGAGCAUUAAGGACAGCCUCUGAAAAACUCAGGAAUCGUUCCUCUUUUUCUACUAAUGUUGUAUACAACACCCCAGGAACUCGAGUAAAUAGAUACAUCAGCCGCUUGAUAGAGGCCCGGCAAACUGAGUCUGAGAUGGCUGACUUGAACUUCAUUACCCUGAAGUAUAAGCAAAUUGAGCGUGAAAAUAAAUACCACCAGCUUCAGGAUGAAUACUUCACCAGUGCUGUAGUUCUCUCUCUAAUUUUAGCUGCCUUAUUUGGCCUUGUCUACCUUCUAAUAAUACCACAGAGUACCAUAGUUCUUGUUCUCCUGGUGUUCUGCAUAUGCUUCCUAGUGGCUUGUAUUAUGUAUCUACAUGUCACACGAGUACAAUGUUUUCCAGGGUGCCUGACAAUACAAAUUCGUACCAUUUUGUGUAUUUUUAUUGUGAUCUUAAUAUACUCCGUGGCUCAAGGAUGUGUGGUUGGCUGCAUGCCUUGGGUUUGGAAUACCAAUUCCAGCAGCUCAAUAGUUAUCAUUUCUCCUGGUGGAAAAAAUAAAACAAUGAGUGAACUUCCAUGUGACACAGCCCACUAUGCUUUCCUUUCCUGUGUAGUGGGGACUCUCACCUUGGCAAUAUUUCUACGUGUAUCUUCCUUGCCAAAAAUGAUUCUCCUGCUUUUUGUUACAAUCUUGUACAUAGUUAUUCUGGAACUCAGUGGUUACAGAAAAGCAGUGGGGGGUGGCUCAUUUUAUAUGCGUGGCUAUGAACCAAUACUAGCUAUUUUGCUAUUUUCUUGUGCUUUGGCACUGCAUUCCAGACAGGUGGACUUGAAACUGCGUCUGGACUACCUCUGGGCUGUGCAGGCAGAAGAAGAGAGAGAUGAUAUGGAAAGAGUCAAGCUGGAUAAUAAAAGAAUUCUCUUCAACCUGUUGCCAGCACAUGUUGCACAGCACUUUCUUAUGUCUAAUCCAAGAAAUAUGGACCUUUAUUACCAGUCAUAUUCACAAGUGGGAGUGAUGUUUGCUUCCAUCCCAAAUUUCAAUGAUUUCUACAUCGAAUUGGAUGGCAAUAAUAUGGGAGUGGAAUGUUUACGCCUGUUAAAUGAAAUUAUUGCUGAUUUUGAUGAGCUUAUGGACAAAGAAUAUUAUAAGGACAUAGAAAAGAUCAAGACAAUUGGAAGUACAUAUAUGGCAGCUGUGGGACUCGUACCUGCUUCAGGAACUAAGGCUAAAAAAUCAAUUUAUUCCCAUCUGAGUACACUAGCAGAUUUUGCAAUAGAGAUGUUUGACGUUCUUGAUGAAAUCAACUAUCAGUCUUACAACGACUUUGUCCUACGAGUUGGUAUUAAUGUUGGGCCAGUAGUGGCAGGAGUCAUUGGAGCCAGAAGACCACAGUAUGAUAUCUGGGGAAACACUGUAAAUGUUGCCAGCCGGAUGGAUAGUACUGGAGUGCAGGGAAAAAUUCAGGUGACAGAAGAAGUUCAGCGGAUAUUAAAAAGGUGCAGUUAUGAAUUUGUGUGCAGGGGUAAAGUCAGUGUAAAGGGAAAAGGUGAAAUGUUGACCUAUUUUCUGGAGGGAAAGGCUGAUGGAAAUAAUUCCCAAACACGAUCUUUAAACUUAGAGAGAAAAAUGUACCCUUAUGGGAGAGCAAACAUUCAAACAAAACUGGGCACCAGCUGUCCAUCGAUGUCCUCAGUUGCUAGCUUUACUGUAAAACCUGGGCUUGGAGCAGGUCAAGCGUCUGCCACUCACACAAAUCAAACACUGCAUUAUCUUCCUUCUGUGCCAGCUGUGAAGGAGGCAUAGAACAAAGGAGAUCUGGUUGUGCCACUUGCAGUGAACUUGAAGAGCAAUGGUUGCCAGAAUUUUUACCAAGAGGUCAGAAGUCAUAGGCCAUGGCAUUAACCAAGGACCACUACAAUCCAACCAAAGAGAACUUGGGGACUGUGCAACGAACUCUUGGGAUGGAACAUAUAAGGGCUAGCAAUUCUGUUAGGAAAAGUCAAAACGGGAUUUUCUGGAAAUGAGGAAUAUUUUCUUGACAUUUUUAAAGGG
Acanthisitta chloris (rifleman) is the source of this 2500-nucleotide messenger RNA. It is a transcript of the gene ADCY1, whose product is annotated as adenylate cyclase 1 (brain). Gene Ontology annotation, biological process: adenylate cyclase-activating G protein-coupled receptor signaling pathway; cAMP biosynthetic process; intracellular signal transduction. Lineage: Eukaryota; Metazoa; Chordata; Aves; Passeriformes; Acanthisittidae. The transcript is spliced from 15 exons. Gene Ontology annotation, molecular function: adenylate cyclase activity. The annotation marks the transcript as partial. The record is from RefSeq and is a predicted model, not a curated record.